GUGCGCUACACUCUCCAUGCACAGCAUAUGGAGAACUGUUCAUCUCAACCCACUCCCCCGGGCUCGUGUCCCGAUGUUGCUGGUGGUGCUGGACAAGCGCUACGAUGGAGAACUGGAAUGCACUUGGCCUGUGUCUUGGACGCAUCUCCAUUGUUACGCCACUUUUGCCCGGAGGCUUCAGCACAAAAGGGGGAGCCAGGUGCAUUGUUCUUGUAUUUCUGCUUCAGUCUCUGGCUAGGGCUUUCUCUGCACAAAAAGGGCAAUGGCGGCGAAGGUUAAGAAGAAGAAGACCCCAUCUAAGAAUUGCCUUUCAUUUUUCAAGGUUUACAUCCCAGCUCACAGCUCAGAAAGAUUGCACAUCCCUGAAGGUUUCAUUGCCAACUUAAAUGGAGUCUUGCCCAACAAGACCAUCCUCAGAGAUCAUCUUGGGAGACUCUGGCACGUGGAGGUGGCAAUAAUAGAAAAUGUGAUCUAUUUUCAGAAAGGAUGGCAGAGAUUUGUUAAAGAUAAUACUCUGGAGCUGGGAGAUUUCUUACUUUUUCGAUAUAAUGGUGAUUAUAUAUUUGAUUUCAAAAUUCUUGGGAAAAAUGGAUGUGAGAAGGAUGAGACUAGGGCUCAUAUGAACAUUGAAAAGAAAAUAUUAUAUCUGAAGGAGGAAGAAAAAGAAGAAAAAGUACAAAAUGAUCUGGAAGCUGGAAAAACUCUCAACAAGCAAACACUAGGGAGCAAGGGUAAAUACUCUGUUGAAGGCGAGAAAAAGAUUUGUCAGAAAAGACGUUGUUCCAGUGCUUGCAAGGUUAAACAAGACAGUUGCUUUGAAGCAGAGAGUUCCACUCAAAUUAAGUUAGGAAGGAGGAAUAAAUUAGCACAGCAUUCUGCAGUUCCAGACAUGGGCAAUGAACUUACAAACUCCACAAAGAGGGCUGAUGAGCAGAACCAACAUCAAAUAAAGGAUGCAGAUAAUGUACAGGCAGCUGACGAUAUAGGGUUGCAUUCUUCAGAUGACAGGAACCUGAGAACUGAAUCUGAUGAACUCCAGUUAUGUGGAAUGGAUGAAGACAAAAUAGAAAUACUUGACACUGGAACUUGUUCAGCAUUGAGGAGAUCUUUGACAUCCAAAGAUGGGUGCAAUGCAGUUCGUGCAGCUAGAAUGUUUAAGCCCAAAAAUCCUUUUGUGAAGGUUAUAUUGAAGCCUUCCUACAUAAACAAAGGAAAUAUGCAUGUGCCCUCCACUUUUGCUGGGAAGUAUCUCAGUGAGGUUGUAGAUUUCAUCAAACUUCAAGUUUCUGAUGGAAGACAGUGGCAUGUCCGAUGCAUUCACAAACGUGGUAUAGUUAAUAAGCUAAGCAAAGGAUGGAGUGCAUUUGUGUUAGAGAAUGGUUUGGAGGAAGGAGAUGUCUGUGUCUUCGAGCUGAUCAAGACCAAGGAAGUUGCAUUGAAAGUCGCAAUAUUUCGUGCAGUUGAGAUGAGGCAGUGAACCAAACACCAUAAUAAAAUUAGAUUUGUCACAACACAAUGAUGAAGGGUGUGAAGCUGAAGCCAUCUAAUUAAAGUUGUUCCUGGACUUCUUCAACUUUCAGGUAUUGUUGAUUCUAUUAUAACCUUCCAAUAGUUGCCUGUGUGAUAUAAACUUUAUACUUCAAUUCGCACAUCCAAAAAGUAGAUUCAAUUUCAUAUGUGGGUUUGGUUUGAUAUACAUCGUUGGUCCACAACCUAAGAACUCAAGUUUUUAGGUGAAGUAGUAAUCUAAUAUGAUAUCAGAGCUGGUUACCAUGAAGUCCUGGGUUCUUAGUCUCGUUGCCUGCAUUUAUUCUGUUACAUUUAAAAAUUAAUUGUAUUUAUCUCUCCACCUGCUAUUGAGCUGCACGUGUGGGGGAGUGUUAAAGCUUGAUAUACAUUGUUGUUCCACAUCCUAAGAGCUUAAGCUUUUAGGUGAAGUGGUAAUCUAACAUUUAGUACGACAUGAUCUGGUUGGAUUGUCAUGAGUAGCAUAGCUGUCAAAGAUUUUAUAAAUGUAGCUGCAGCCUGGACAUCCAAAUAAGAGAGAAUGAGGUUAUUCUGCUAUGUAACAAUGAAAUGAAAUUAAAGGAAAUAGAAUCAAAUUUAUCA
This is a messenger RNA of Malania oleifera, 2109 nucleotides long. Its product is annotated as B3 domain-containing transcription factor VRN1. The transcript has 7 exons. The record is from RefSeq and is a predicted model, not a curated record. Gene Ontology annotation, molecular function: DNA binding. Lineage: Eukaryota; Viridiplantae; Streptophyta; Magnoliopsida; Santalales; Ximeniaceae. Bases 263 to 1477 code for a protein of 404 amino acids.